This is a messenger RNA of Prunus avium (sweet cherry), 1314 nucleotides long. The record is from RefSeq and is a predicted model, not a curated record. NCBI's taxonomy places the organism in Eukaryota, Viridiplantae, Streptophyta, Magnoliopsida, Rosales, Rosaceae.
CCAAAACCCAAACACAAGGACAAAACCCACGUGAAUUCUGAUAGCUGACAUGUCUGCUCAACCUCCCACGAUUCCUCUCCUUACCCCUCACAAAGUGGGAAAGUUCAACCUUUCUCAUAGAAUUGUUUUAGCACCAUUGACUAGAAUGAGAUCAUACAACAAUGUUCCACAGCCGCAUGCCAUCUUAUAUUACUCUCAGAGAACAUCUAAAGGGGGUCUUCUCAUAGCUGAAGCCAGUGGAGUUUCUGACACAGCUCAAGGGUUCCCAGAUUGUCCUGGUUUAUGGACAAGGGAGCAAGUUGAAGCGUGGAAACCGAUUGUUGACGCUGUUCAUGCAAAAGGCGGAGUUUUCGUCUGUCAGAUUUGGCAUGCGGGGCGGGUUUCAAACAGCAGUUUCCAGCCAAAUGGGCAGGCUCCAAUCUCUUGUACCGACAAGCCACUUACCCCCCAACUACUAGCUAAUGGUGUUGACGUUGCUCAAUACACACCUCCAAGGCGUUUAAGGACAGAUGAGAUUCCACAAAUUGUCAAUGAUUUCAGACUUGCUGCAAGGAAUGUUAUUGAAGCUGGCUUUGAUGGGGUUGAAAUUCAUGGGGCGCAUGGCUACCUGAUUGAUCAGUUUAUGAAAGACCAAGUGAACGAUCGAACAGAUGAAUAUGGUGGAUCGCUGGAGAAUCGUUGCCGGUUUGCUCUGGAAAUCGUUGAAGCUGUUGUUAAUGAGAUAGGAGCAGAUAAAGUUGGAAUUAGAUUAUCUCCAUUUGCGGACUAUAUGGAAUCAGCGGAUUCAGAUCCGAAAGCAUUAGGCCUUUAUAUGGCCAAAUCCUUGAACAAAUAUGGGAUCCAGUACUGCCAUGUGGUUGAGCCAAGAAUGAAGACAGUUGGAGACAAAAGUGAAAGCCCUGACAGUCUUCUGCCCAUGAGAGAAGCUUUCAAAGGCACCUUCAUUGCUGCUGGUGGUUUUGACAGGGAAGAUGGGAACAAUGCUGUGGCUGAGGGCCAUGCAGAUCUUAUUGUCUAUGGACGUUGGUUCUUGGCUAAUCCAGAUUUGCCAAAAAGAUUUGAGCUUAAUGCUCCUCUAAAUAAGUACAACAGAGAUACGUUCUACAUAUCUGAUCCGGUUGUUGGUUACACUGAUUAUCCAUUUCUAGAAACUACCGCUUAAGUUUCCUGCAGCCUAUGGAAGCUUGAACACAUACUUAGAUUUAUAUACAGUAUUAAUCUGCUUGAAUGUGUAUUAUUACUAUUUUUGCAUUGCGUGUAUAAUUAAAUGCAAAGAAAAAAAACGGUGAAUAAAAGUUCUCAUUAGGUCUGGUA